CGGUUAUUGUUCACACCAUUUAUGGUUAACAGUUGGCGAACAACACAUGUUGUUACUUAUUUAAAAAAAAAACCCACAUUAAGUAUUAAUUAGUCAAAUUGUACGAUUCAUUGUAGAAGAUGAAGCCAAACGAGUCUAUAGCUUUUAUCGCUGUAUUAAGUCAGAUCAUGCUGCAGUGCGCACUAUGUGGAAAUGUAAAGAAAGUUUUAGUAGAAGACAAGAAAGUUGACAAUUGGAAUAAAAAGAGACCCGUCAAUAAUGAAUUGAAAAUGGGUAAUGUGGAUAUAGACCGAGUGACUUCUAACAUCAAAGCUCAAGAUCCUAAUAUAAGUUAUAGCAAUAACGGCUUAAAGGAUUUACUCCAAAUUAUUCAAUACGUUGUUGUCGACGUGUUCAAUAACACUGAAUUCCGAACAUUCAUGACCAAGCGGUUCUUACACAAUUACGUUCGGCAAGCUGAUCCUUACUUUCGGAAAAUCAAAAAUGUCACAAAGUUAAUUGAUUCUAAACCAGCAAAAACUGACGCUAAAAUUGAUAUGAAUAUGAAGGUUGCAAGACAUGUAAGGCAUGGAAAGCAUGCAAAUAUUAAUCUAAAUUAAAAGUUGGAAAUUCUAGUAUAAA
This is a messenger RNA of Adelges cooleyi (spruce gall adelgid), 621 nucleotides long. RefSeq lists its product as uncharacterized. The record is from RefSeq and is a predicted model, not a curated record. Lineage: Eukaryota; Metazoa; Arthropoda; Insecta; Hemiptera; Adelgidae. The transcript has 4 exons. The coding region runs from base 120 to 599 and encodes 159 amino acids.